Solanum pennellii is the source of this 5914-nucleotide messenger RNA. Its product is annotated as sister chromatid cohesion protein SCC2. Gene Ontology annotation, cellular component: Scc2-Scc4 cohesin loading complex. The transcript has 28 exons. Bases 171 to 5540 code for a protein of 1789 amino acids. Gene Ontology annotation, biological process: replication-born double-strand break repair via sister chromatid exchange; establishment of mitotic sister chromatid cohesion; establishment of protein localization to chromatin. Gene Ontology annotation, molecular function: chromatin binding. The record is from RefSeq and is a predicted model, not a curated record. NCBI's taxonomy places the organism in Eukaryota, Viridiplantae, Streptophyta, Magnoliopsida, Solanales, Solanaceae.
GAGCUGAAAAAAAUCCCAAAUUUUUCUACUGCUCUUUCCCCGCCAUUUGUUUAUCCGAUUAGGGCUUUCUGCUUUUCCUCAAACUUGAAAAACCUGAGAUUCAUACUCUCAAAUCUCAAUUUGUCCUGUUUUCAGUUCCCUACAACUUGACUGUGUGAAAGCCGAUUCCAAUGGCGAAUUCAAGUGGCAGUAGUGGUGUUCCUCAAGGUAUAAGUUUAUCGAAUACAGUGCACUCUGAAAUUGCCCCGUCUUUGCCUUUGCCGUCACUUCCUGUCUUCUGCGGCGCACUCGAUCACCAACUUAGGUUGUUUGACGAGCGGAGUGAAUCCAGAUCGUUGAAUCGGAGUGACAUACUCAUUCACGCUAACAAAAUUGCUGAUCUGCUUCACAAUACAGACAUUUCUUAUUUGAACCUUAGAGCUGAUGCAAGUUCACAAUCUCAUGGCUUUGUGGGACACCUUGACCUGCAUAAUGAAGUGCUUAACUGUAACUCUGAAGCCUUUGCUCUAAUAAAUGCAGCACAUUGUUCAAGUUUCUCAGGCCCCAUUAAGGAGACUGCACGAAGUCGCAAGGCUAAUUCAAAUUCUCUUGAGAGUGUACCUGCUGUCCAACUUCCACAACAAGGCACUGUAGAGAUCCACAAUUAUCAGCACGACCAUGUUAUUAGUGAUGUUACUGCAUCUUCUAGGAAACCAAAAGUCAAGAAGAAAGGAAGGGAGAGCACCUUACUAUCAAGUGGCCCUGAUGCUUCUGAAUGUCAAGAUGCAGUUGCAGCAGGUUUUUGUGAGAUGUUGGAAGAUUUUUGUGGCAGGGCAGAAAUUUUUAGUGAGGAGCGGGAGGAAAGAGAAUUUUUAGCAGUGUCUGUGGCAGAUCUUAAAGUUGUUCUGAGGGAGAUCACAUCCAUCCGAGCAAAGAAAGCACUGAAUUCGAUUCCAGUUGAUAAUCUAGUAAGAUUUCUUAGGGUCUUAGAUCACCAGAUUCAUCGAGCAGAAGGUUUAUCAAUUAAUGAUAGUGAACAUAUGGAUGCAGAGGUUGUGUCAUCGAUUUUCUGUGCUUUAGAGUCCAUUCAUGCAGCUUUAGCUAUAAUGGCUUACAAUGGGAUGCCUAAGCAAUUGUAUAAGGAAGAAAUUAUUGAAAGAAUCGUGGAGUUCUCCCGGCACCAAGUUAUGGAUGUUAUCUUUGGUAGUGAUCCCGUGUACCGUGCACUGCACAAACCACCCGAGAGGGGGAUUCCUGAAGGUGAAGAAGAUGAAGAGGUCAAUGGGGAUUUUGUUUCACCAAAUAGGAAGAAGAGAUCUACUAGGAGUGCAAAACCAAGGAAAUCAACAUCAAACAAGGUUUCUUCUGCUGUUGGUAAUAUACUUCAGAAGCUUGAUGUGAUUCUUGGUUUUCUUAAGGAGUUGUGCACUAUAGAGCAUCUACCAGACAGUUGCGUUAUUCAACUUAUUAAGACUUGUUUCACAACAUUUGUGGUUGAAAACAUCCAGCUUUUGCAAAUGAAAUCAAUAAGCUUAAUAAGUGGGAUAUUUUAUGCAUACACACAGCAUCGUGCUUCUAUAAUGGAUGAAGCACUUCUGAUUCUUUUGAAAUUACCCUCUUCUAAGCGCAUGCCCAGAACUUAUCCUCUACCUGAUGAAGAGCAGAGGCAAAUCCAGUUCAUCACUGCUCUUUUAAUUCAAAUAGUUCACAGCAGUUCAAACCUUCCAGAUGUUUUGAGGGAAUCAUCUGACAGUCCUUCUCUAGAAGUCUCAGUUGAUGCCAGUUACCCUACCAAAUCUUGUGAGUCAGUCACGGAAGCGUGCUGUCUUUUCUGGAGUCGUGUUCUUCAACGUCUAACAAACACAAAAAAUCAGGAGGCAGCUGAGUUGAAGACAAUGAUUGAGAAUCUUGUCAUUGAUCUGUUAACUACUUUGAAUUUGCCUGAAUAUCCAGCCUCUGCUCCUCUUUUGGAGGUUCUUUGUGUUUUACUCCUUCAAAAUGCUGGGUUGAAAUCUAAAGAUAUUUCUGUUCGUUCGAUGGCCAUUGACCUUCUUGGCACAAUUGCUGCAAGGCUGAAACAAGAUGCAGUCCGCUGUAGGGAGGAGAAAUUCUGGAUAGUAAAGGAGUUGAGAAGUGGGGAAAUGAUUGACCGGAAUCCUCCCAAGGAUGCAUGUUCUGUUUGUUCGGAUACCAGGAUUGAAAAAUCACUUGUUCAAUGCCAUGGUUGUCAGAGACUAUUUCAUCUUAACUGUACUGGAAUCAGGGGUCAUGAUAUUCCGAAUCGCGGCUUUCAUUGCCAGAUGUGUAUCUCCAAGAAGCAACUUCUUGUACUGAAAUCACUAUGCGAGUCUCAGUCCAAUGAUGCUGGGCAAAAUAACCGUACUAACUCAGGAAAAAUGUCACAAGUUGCUGAGGCAAUCACAAAUUUGGAGAUUGUUCAGCAGCUACUACUGAAUUAUCUCCGUGAUGCUGCAACUGUGGAUGAUUUACAUCUAUUUACUCGCUGGUUCUAUCUUUGUCUUUGGUACAAAGAUGACCCUAAUUCAGAGCAAAAGUUCAUGUAUUAUGUUGCACGAUUAAAGUCACAAGCAAUUGUGCGUGACUCUGGUUCUCUUUCUUCGCUAAUGACAAGAGAGUCGGCAAAAAAGAUAACUUUAGCAUUGGGACAGAAUAGUUCUUUUUCUAGAGGAUUUGACAAGAUUCUGCAAGUGCUUCUGGCAAGUUUGCGGGAGAACUCUCCAAUAAUUCGUGCAAAGGCAUUGCGAGCAGUUAGUAUCAUUGUUGAGGCUGACCCAGAGGUUUUGGGUGAUAAGCUUGUCCAAACAGCAGUGGAAGGGAGGUUUUGUGACUCUGCUAUAUCUGCCCGAGAAGCUGCGUUGGAACUUGUAGGCAGGCAUAUUGCUUCAUAUCCUGAUGUUGGUCUGAAGUACUUUGAGAAGUUGGCGGAGAGAAUAAAGGAUACUGGAGUAAGCGUGCGAAAGCGUGCUAUCAAAAUCAUACGGGACAUGUGCACUUCAAAUUCUAACUUCUCAGAGUUAACUACUGCUUGCGUUGAAAUUAUUUCCCGAGUUAAUGAUGAGGAAUCCAGUGUACAGGACCUGGUCUGCAAGACAUUUUAUGAGUUUUGGUUUGAAGAACCUUCUGGUUCACAACAUCAUUAUUUCGGAGAUGGAAGUUCUGUUCCACUUGAGGUGGCUAAGAAAACAGAGCAAAUUGUUCAGAUGCUGAGAAGGAUGCCCAGUCUUCAACUUCUUGUAACUGUGAUUAAACGCAACUUAGCCCUUGAUUUCUUUUCACAAUCUGCUAAAGCUGUCGGUAUCAACCCCGCGUCCCUUGCCUCAGUCCGUAGGCGCUGCGAGUUGAUGUGCAAGUGCUUACUUGAGAAAAUACUGCAGGUGAUAGAGAUGAAUACGGGAGAAGGAGAGGUGCUUAUGCUACCAUACAUGAGGCUCUUGCAUGCCUUUUGUGUUGUUGAUCCUACUCUAUGUGCACCAGCUUCUGAUCCUUCCCAGUUUGUGAUCACGCUACAACCUUAUUUGAAGAGUCAGGCUGAUAAUCGAGUUGCUGCCCAGCUUUUGGAGAGUAUAAUCUUUGUGAUUGAUUCUGUUUUGCCUUUACUAAGGAAGCUUCCUGAAAGUGUUGCUGAAGAACUUGAACAAGAUCUGAAGCAAAUGAUUGUUCGGCAUUCUUUCUUGACAGUUGUCCAUGCUUGCAUCAAGUGCCUCUGCUCUGUAAGUAAUGUUGCUGGAAGAGGCUCAACUAUCGUUGAACACCUUAUCCAGUUAUUCUUCAAACGCCUUGAUGCCCUAGGUUUCAGUAACAAGCAGCACUUUCAGCAAGUGGGCCGGUCUCUUUUCUGCCUGGGUUUGUUAAUACGUUACAGUAGCUCAUUAUUGCAUGCAUCUGUUUCCAGUAACAACUUACAUGUUUCUAGCAGCCUCAACCUAUUUAAGAAAUAUCUUCAGGCCGAAGACUUUGUUAUCAAGGUCCGCUCAUUGCAGGCACUGGGCUAUGUUUUUAUUGCUCGCCCUGAAUGCAUGCUGGAAAAGGAUGUAGGAAGAAUUUUGGAGGCCACACUUUCUUCUAAUACUGAUACACGGCUCAAGAUGCAAUCUCUGCAAAACAUGUAUGAGUAUCUUCUUGAUGCUGAAAGUCAAAUGGGAACAAAUAAUGCAAGCGAGAAUGAAGUUGCUAACACAGCAGUUGGUGGCCCUAGUGUGCCUGUUGCUGCAGGGGCUGGUGAUACCAACAUUUGUGGGGGAAUAAUUCAGUUGUAUUGGUCUAAAAUUUUAGAAAGAUGCCUGGAUGUGAAUGAACAAGUGCGUCAGUCUUCUCUUAAGAUUGUGGAAGUUGUACUGCGUCAAGGUCUUGUUCAUCCUAUUACCUGUGUUCCCUCUUUGAUAGCUCUUGAAACAGAUCCGCAGGAGGUGAACUCAAAGCUGGCUCAUCAUUUGUUGAUGAACAUGAAUGAGAAGUAUCCAUCCUUCUUUGAGAGUCGUCUUGGUGAUGGUCUACAAAUGUCAUUUAUGUUCAUACAGGCCAUGAAUAAAGGUGAUUCUCAAAGUUUAAAACCGCAGUCCAAAGCUCCAGGUAUCAUGUCAGGAAAGUCAGAGCCUGGCUCAUUUACCCAUGCAAGGCUCGGGGUAUCUCGAAUCUACAAGCUCAUCCGUGGAAAUCGUAUUUCAAGGAACAAAUUUAUGGCCUCAGUUGUGCGCAAAUUUGAUACGCCAAGCUGGGGUGAUUUAGUGGGCCCAUUUUUGAUAUACUGCACUGAAAUCCUUGCUUCGCUUCCAUUCACAUCGCCUGAUGAGCCCCUUUAUUUGAUCUAUUCUAUAAAUCGGAUUAUUCAAGUUAGGGCUGGCACGGUGGAGGCAAAUAUGAAGGGAUUUUUACAAUUCUUACAAGCAGGCUAUCAAAAAUUAAAUGGAAGUGGGGGCAUUCAAACAGAGUCUAAUCAACCUAUUAGGUGUCAGACUGAAACAAUGGUUGCCAGCACAAAAGUUGAGGAAGUGUUGGAAGGUGACCAUGUUGGUGUAGAUUAUGGAUCAGUGAAGCCAUAUAUGCCCCAUUUGGCAUCAUUAAAUCCACAUGGCAUAUCAAAUACUGAUUUGCAGAUGAUCCAGGUGGAGUGUCUGGCAGCUGGUGCUUUACAGUUACUUCUGAGGCUAAAGAGGCACCUCAAGAUUCUGUAUGAUCUAAAUGAUGCCCGUUGCCAGGCAUAUUCUCCAAAUGAUCCCCUAAAACCUGGGGAAAGUCUUUCAAAGCAAAGUCUUCCUUUCAAUGUGAAUGAAAUUAACAUUGAGCACCCAAAGAAUUAUGAAGACUUUGUCCGGAGAUAUCAGGAAUUCAAGAAUGCCUUGAAGGAAGAUACAGUGGACUAUGCAAUCUACACGGCGAACAUUAAAAGGAAACGCGCUGCUCCAAGAAGAAGCAGGAAAUCUGGUCGAAUGAUGGGUGGUGGUGAGGAUGAAGAGUAUGAAGAGGAUGAAGAUUGGGGUAGUGGAAUGAAGAGUAGUAAUAGUGGCAGAAGAAGCAGUAGCAGGUUAAGGCAGCACCUGUGAAUGUAAGUAAAUACUUAGAGGUAACACUAACAUGUACAGUAUGCAUCUAUAGAAGUUAGAGAUGAUAUCUACGAUGCCAGGAGUAGAAGUUAAUGCUGUAUUGGAGUGUUCCAGUACAUGAGUAGUGAUGUGCUCCAUUUAGAAGUGCAUGAUGCUUGGAGGCAUGAGUUUUGGUGUAGCAAAUUGAAGCUCAAUGAGUUGGGUGUAGGUUUCAGACUUGUAUUCCAUUUUAUAUGUAUGUACAUUCUAAUAGAUUCUGAUCUCAUUUGGAAAUGAAAUAACACCAUUGUUUGGAACAGUGCUUUGAGAAAUAGUAUGAUAUCUAGGAAGACAUUGUCACCCGGAAUAAUACACAGAUCGUUUAUGUGGUAUAA